AUCGCCGCAAGCCUCACCACCUUCCUUAUGCGCAUCCUAGCAACGAUCCCAUUACCCCACUCAGCCGGUAACCCAUCAACCAAGACGAUGCCGAAUAAACAAGUGACGAAAAGCCUCCUUGGCAGUCUUGGCUACGCAUUCUUCCCCGCCCAUCUCACUUCGCUAAAGGUAAUUCGACGUCAUGAAUGGGCUGCCUCAAUCCCGCGCUGCUGCAACAAUACACGCGCUAUAGCUCAACCAGGAAGCUCAAUACCUGAUAUGUAAGCUCAUGCAAGCUGGUACCCAGUUGAUAUGCAGCUGGAAUCAAGUACGCAGAGUGGUGCGACCUAGUAUAAAGUUGGGCUACGUACCCUCCAAAAACUAUACGUACCAGGAAGUGGGGAGGAAAACCUCUCUGCACUUUGACUAUAAUCAUAAUGGGCGCAUUUGGACUCCCGUUGCUCGGCGCAAUCGGCCUUUUGAGCGGGGUUGUCAACGCCCAAUUCCCUCCAAAGCCAGAAGGAUUGACCAUUCUGGAAUCGCAGCUUGAUGAAGGAGUCAGAAUCUCGUACAAGGAGACCGAACUUUGCGAAACCACUGACGGCGUCCGAAGCUUCUCCGGUUAUGUCCAUCUCCCGGCUGGAGCACUGGCCGAUCUAGGUGUUGAGAACCAGACAUAUGAGAUCAAUACCUAUUUUUGGUUUUUCGAAUCCAGGAAAGACCCUGCCAAUGCGCCUCUUUCCAUUUGGAUGAACGGUGGACCGGGCUCCAGUUCUUUCGUCGGACUGUUGCGUGAAAACGGACCUUGCUUUAUUGGCGCCGACUCUAAUAGUACUUACCUCAACGAGUGGUCUUGGAAUAAUGAGGUUAACAUGCUUUACCUCGAUCAACCCGUCCAAGUAGGCAUGAGCUACGACAGUUUGGUGAAUAUCACCACUAAUCUAGACACCGGCGAUCUCGAAGUGGUAGAUUUUGAGAACGGUCCUAUCCCCUCACAAAACAACAGCUUCUACGUUGGCACCUAUCCCAGUGAGAACUACAAUCUCACCACCCGUGGCACGGAGAACUCUGCACGAGCUCUCUGGAACUUCGCCCAAGUCUGGUUUCAAGAAUUUCCUGAACACAAGCCGAAUGAUGACAGAAUCUCGAUCGCAACUGAGUCGUACGGAGGUCGAUACGGACCUGCUUUUGCGGCCUAUUUCCAGGAGCAGAACGAGAAAAUAGAGAAUGGAACGUGGAGCGAAGCUGGUCAGACUCAUCUUCUCCAUCUCGAUACUCUACUUAUCAUCAACGGCUGCAUUGAUCGCUACGUGCAGUGGCCAGCUUACCCGACCAUGCAGUACAACAACACAUACGGUAUAAAGGCCGUCAAUGAGUCGCGUUACGAAGAAGUGCUUGACAAUCUGUACCGUGAAGGAGGAUGUCUUGACCAAAUUGAAGAGUGUCGCAACCUUAGUGUUGCCUACGACCCCACCAACCAAGGGUUCAACGAGACCGUCAACGAAGUAUGCGAGGCUGCAGAGACAUUCUGUUCCGAGACGAUUCGCGAUCCGUACUUCGACACCGACCUCAAUUACUACGACAUCUCUGCUCCUGGCGCGGCAACAUUCCCACCUCCAUGGUAUCAGGGCUGGCUCAAUCAGCCUCAUGUGCAGCAGGGGCUAGGCGUGCCCUUGAACUGGACUCAGUCAAACUCUGCGGUAUCGCGGGCAUUCCGCGGCAUUGGCGACUACCCACGUCCAGGCUGGAAGGAAGACUUGGCAUACCUUCUCGAAGAAGGCAUCAAGGUAACGCUGGUGUACGGCGACCGAGACUACGCCUGCAACUGGUAUGGCGGUGAACUGCUCUCCCUCGCCAUCCCUUACGACAACGCCACCUCGUUUGCGGAUGCAGGGUAUGCGCCUGUCAUUGUCAACGACACCUAUAUUGGAGGUCAAGUGCGUCAGUACGGAAAUCUGUCCUUCACACGCGUGUACGAAGCUGGCCACGAGGUACCAGCCUACCAACCCGAGACUGCGUACAGGAUCUUUACACGUGCACUCUUCAACCGCGACAUCAGCACCGGAAAUGUUUCCACAACCGAAAAUCCUGACUACGCAACCGAAGGGCCAAGCGACGUGUACAACAUAACCAAUGAACCAAUCGUCGACGAAGGCACGCAGUGUUACGUUCUUGAUCCCGGACAAUGCACAGCGGAGCAGUGGGAGUCAGUCAUGAACGGAACGGCUUUGGUGCGGAACUGGAUUGUUGUAGACGCCAACACCAGCUACCUGUUCCCAGACCUAGUAGGCAACGGAACCUCCGGUAAUGGGACUGCACCCUCGGCAACUGGCUUCCCUAUGCCUACUUAUACCGCAGCUGCGUCUGGAGGUCUUUCCACGAGUUUUUUGGGUAGUACGAUCAUUGCCGCAGCUGUAGGAGGCUUGAUAAUGCUAUAGAAAACGCGAAAGGGGACUCAUACCCUGCGUGCGCGAGUAAGAUUGAUGUCGAAGGCUUGCAAUGUGUAUUCGGCGAACGGAUGCCUAAGCAGUGAACAGAAUCCUCAUCUUGUCGCUUCACAAAUAGGUUCCGCAGCUAUAAGUUCUUUCGCAAUUGUCCUAGACGUUGAUGAAACAACGACUUGAACCGAGC
This is a messenger RNA of Alternaria alternata, 2610 nucleotides long. RefSeq names its product alpha/beta-hydrolase. The transcript is spliced from 6 exons. Gene Ontology annotation, biological process: proteolysis. NCBI's taxonomy places the organism in Eukaryota, Fungi, Ascomycota, Dothideomycetes, Pleosporales, Pleosporaceae. Gene Ontology annotation, cellular component: fungal-type vacuole. Bases 417 to 2417 code for a protein of 666 amino acids. Gene Ontology annotation, molecular function: serine-type carboxypeptidase activity. The record is from RefSeq and is a predicted model, not a curated record.